This is a messenger RNA of Phyllopteryx taeniolatus (common seadragon), 2468 nucleotides long. RefSeq names its product potassium channel subfamily K member 1-like. The record is from RefSeq and is a predicted model, not a curated record. Gene Ontology annotation, cellular component: membrane. Gene Ontology annotation, molecular function: potassium ion leak channel activity. The transcript has 3 exons. NCBI's taxonomy places the organism in Eukaryota, Metazoa, Chordata, Actinopteri, Syngnathiformes, Syngnathidae. The coding region runs from base 207 to 1220 and encodes 337 amino acids. Gene Ontology annotation, biological process: stabilization of membrane potential; potassium ion transmembrane transport.
AACUCUUCCCUUUAAAGGUGUUUAAUGGCGGGUAUUUGAGCCAAAAUGGCCGUUUUAAAACAGCCACCUGGCCAGGUGAGUGACGUCACCGCUUCCUUCUCGGUGAUGUGACGAACAAGGAAGAAGUCGCCACCGCCGGUCGGUUCGCCUUCAUUGUUUCAAACAAACACACCCAAAAAGCGUAUUGUUCCCCAUUCUUCGACGUUAUGGAGGGCGUCUGCGCCCACUUCGUCGAGCGCCAGCGGCCGGCGCUCAACUUCGCGCUGCUGGUGGUCGCCUACGUCGCCUACCUGCUCGUCGGCGCCGCCAUCUUCUCCGCCGUCGAGCUGCCAUACGAGGUCCGGCUCCGCGGCGAGCUGGAGGCCAGCCGCCGGGACUUCCUGGCCAACAACACCUGCGUGUCGGACGCCAGCCUCCGCGAGCUCCUGGUGCGCGCGCUGGAGGCCAACAACUACGGCGUGUCGGUGGUGAGCAAGAGGAGCCGCCGCAACUGGGACUUCAUGUCGUCGCUCUUCUUCACCAGCACCGUGCUGACCACCACAGGUUACGGCCACACGGUUCCUCUGUCGGACGAAGGGAAGGCCUUCUGCAUCCUCUACUCCAUCCUGGGCAUCCCCCUCACCAUCUUCUUCCUCUCCGCCGUGGUGCAGAGGAUCAUGGCGGUGGUCACCCGCCGCCCCAUCGCCUACUUCCCGAGCCGCUGGGCCGUGUCCAAGGCCAAGUUCGCCGCCGUCCACGCGGCGGUCCUCACCGUGGCGGUGGCCUUUGCCAUCUUCGUCGUCCCGGCGUGGAUCUUCAUCUCUCUGGAGCAGGACUGGAACUUCCUGGAGUCCUUCUACUUCUGCUUCAUCUCCUUGACCACCAUCGGGCUCGGAGAUUACGUCCCAGGAGAAUCUCACAGUACGGAGGACGACAGUUAUCGGCAGUUCUACAAGCUGGUCAUCACUUUGUAUUUGCUGCUUGGUCUGGUGUGCGUUUUGGUGCUGAUGGAGACGUGCGCGGAGCUGCCGCAGAUGAAGCGCCUGCGUCAGCGCUUCUACCGGGACGACCUCAUGCGCGAGCUGGACGCCGAGACGGCCAACAUCAUCGAGCGGGAACACUCCGCCGACGCGUCCGACCGCGUCCUCCCGUCCGUGUCGCAGCUGGCCGACACCGUGCGGGGCGGCGGCAGGGCGGCGCCGUACACGCUGGCCUCCGGCCUUGAUGGGAAGCUCAACUAGCGCAGUGCAAAAUGGCCACCUGCUGUGCAACGUGUGGGUAUGUGUGAGGGACUAGCUAAUUCAUGGACAUAACAAAAUCUGGAAAAAGUGACGCUUUUGUGAAUACUUUCCAGAUGGGGGAAAGGACCAAAACUGGCCAAUUAGUGUUGCCAGGCUUUUGGCGUCCUAUUGAUUUUGGAACAAGGCUCUAGCAUAACCAAAUGUGGGGAAAAGUGAAGCACUGUGAUUUUGUUUUGUUUUGUUCUCCCUUAUCAGAACAUUCCCCACAGAUAAGAGCUGGGGCGGGAAUGCCUGCUAAGUUUCCACUUCCUGUCAAAGCCACACCACGACUUCAUUUAAAAACACCUACCUGCACAUUUUAACUAACUAAAUUCACCAACCAAAAUAUGACUUGGUUGGCCGCAGACCUCCACCAAAGCCUGUUACUUAAGAUCCAUACAGUAGUUACUGAAAAGCUCGCUCUCACAAGUUUUGUAAAACCUAAUGAGACAUUUUUAUUUAUUUUUUUUAAAGUGCAAACAAGUUGCCUUAAAAUGUGGGACUUAUAAAAAGUACGGUAGAUUUUAAUAAUUGUUACAGAAUAGUUUAUUGACGAGGUAGUAAUGCAAAACUGUUACUCUUUGUAAAGUUUUUCAUGUGCAAUAUGGAUUUGAACACCAGAGGGCACCAUUUUACAAAAAAAGCAAAUAACUAGUCAAAACUCCACCGAGGGAUUUCACCCCUUUUGCGGAAUGUCACGUGACCAAACCCGGGAAACGGCAUAGCUGACUUCCUGUGUAUGGUUCCCUAAAACGAGCAUGCAUGAUCACAUUAUUGUUGGAAGCCGAACUUGCUCAAAUGUUUUCUUUAUGGCUGGUGUCUUCGGACAAAACUUAAAAUACACGGAUAUCACUUAUUUAUACAAAUAUAAGUAAACACAGAUGAAGCCUAAACAUGGGAUAUUGUCAUCUUUGAUGGCUUGAGUGGUGACAUUGUUUCAUGUGGCUUCACCAUUCACCCGAACCGGGAGGAAGUGCUUUGACCCGUUUUGCACAUAUACCGGCUUGAAGAGGGCAUAUUGGACAGUGACGACAAAGUUUGAUGAUUGGCCAUGAGAUCCAAAACGCUCACAUUCGGCCCACCAAACCUGCUCGAGACAAUUAGCCACAUCCUGUAUGAUGUGUCUAGCCUUUUUGUAUGGUACAUAGAUCUAUCAACAAAUAUGAAAAGAUAUUUUACUAACCAUAAUAAAUGUGUGUAUAAACAUAG